Molecule: messenger RNA, 4178 nt
Organism: Oreochromis aureus
Lineage: Eukaryota; Metazoa; Chordata; Actinopteri; Cichliformes; Cichlidae
Gene: gimapl
Product: GTPase IMAP family member 9
Exons: 3
Coding region: 124-927 (267 amino acids)
Molecular function (GO): GTP binding
Source: RefSeq, a predicted model, not a curated record
GAAAUCAGGGACCGGAAGUAGUGCAUUUGCAUUCAGGUUAUCCGGUAACUUCUGUCAUCAAGUAUUCCAGCGAACUAGCCGCCCAAAGACAAACUAAGACCACAAUUCGGACUUUAACGGAAUAUGGAAGCGAAUAAACCACUUCAGACCUCAGCUGGACAAACCUCUGGACCAGACGAGGUGGCCAGAAAGGCAGGAGCUGAAGCCAAGGAGGCCAACCGCCUGGAUGAAGUUCGUCUGGUGGUGUUGGGAUGGAGGUGGCCGGGGAAGAGCUUGACAGGCAACACCAUCUUAGGCAGAGAGGAGUUUCACUUAGAGCGAGCUGCUGAGUUCUGUGUUACGAGGCAGACGGAGGUGCAGGGACGACAGGUGACAGUGGUGGACACGCCAGGAUGGUUCUCUUCCCAGGAUACUCCGCCUUCCUAUAAACAGGAGUUAGUCAGGGGAGCCUCUCUUUGCCCUCCAGGUCCACACGCCUUCUUGCUCGUCAUCCCUGUUGGCAUGUUCACCGAGGUGGACCGUGCUCGCGUUGAGGAACACGUGAGCCUCUUUGGGGAGGAUGUGUGGAGGCAUACAAUUGUGGUGUUCACCUGGGCGGAGGUGUUGAAGAAGAUCUCCAUCGAAAGGUACAUUCGUAGGGAGGGUAAAGAUCUGCAGUGGGUGCUGGAGAAAUGCAAGCGGAGGUACUUUGUUAUUAACAACUGCGAAUUUGGGGAGAAUCCCCAAGUGGGACACUUAAUAGAGAAGGUGGAGAAGAUGGUGGCAAAAGAGGGUGGGCACUACAAUCCAGAAGUGGCGAAGGAGAAGAAACCUGUAGAUGAGAACCGGAAUUCGUCCAAGGAGGCAGAGGAGCUGGGAGCCCAGCCCAAACAAAACUCUGAAGUGGGUUUGUCAAAAGCCAGAGAGGUGGAGGCGCUUUCAAAUUAACGAGACAUUCAUGGCUGACGGAGCCUCUAACUCACAACUAACGAAGCCUCUUCCUUACUGAUCUGACGGAAAAGCUGCUGGUGUGUUGAGAGGAAAAAAUGGUAAAAAAUACCAAAACAACUGAAAUGUUACUGAAUGUAAAAAUCAAUGUGAUGUAUUUAUUUCAUUUUUUAAAUCAGUCGUGGACAUUUUUAAGGAGCUCACUGUGAUAUAGGAGUGCUUUAAGCCCUUUAGUUCAUGUUGUCCAGAGACUUACUGUCCCGCUUUUACCCGGAAUUAAAUCUAGUUAAUCUUACUAGGUUUGCGUUACUGUCUUGUGGGGGGUGGUGUGAUGAAAUCUCGAACAAAAACACAAGUUGUUACAUAGAUAUUGCCAAAUGUAGUGUGUACACUCCUUACCGGAUACCAAUGGCAGAACUGCACUACUAAAUUUUCCCUGUAAUAUCCUGUUGAUGACUGGUGAGGGGAAUUGCUUUGCAAAUAAUUCCCAUUUGUUGUGACCAAACUGUAAAUGCGUUUCUAAUGUUGUGUUAUUACACACACGUGUGCAUAUUUAAGGCACUUGAGCAGUUACUGUUUUUUUUUUUUUGUCUUUUUUUGAUUUGUUUUUUUGUGGUUGUCUUGAUGUGUUGCCUUAAAGCAGUGAUGUCUGUUUUAAAUCGAUCUUUUAGAUGAUUAUCAUGUUGCAGAAGGAUAAUUUAAAGGGAUGAGCAACUAUUACUCAAUAUACAGGAAACUUAGGUUUUGGUUUAAAUCAUUUUCCAGCAAAAUAUGAAUUUAUGGUUAAUUAUCUCAUAGCAAAUUCAGUGUCUUUGUGUUUGGGGAAAAAGAUUCAAUUUCAAGGUGUUUCCUUUGUUUCUUAUAGAUUUGAGAUUAUGUUUCCAAUAAUCUGAGAGUACAGAAAAAGUAGGUCAAGCCGGCUACCAAAACUCGGGUUGAACAACUUGAGGUUGUCUUGAGGAGUUUCUGGUUUCGCCAGAAGUUAAGACAUAGAUGUCCACAGAUGUCUAAAUCAAGCCUAAUGCUAUAGUUAGUCUAGGAAUGACAGUGGUUCGAGACUGCAGUAUGACCAUAAUUAUUCUGAGCGUUGCAAUGAAGUUGUGAUUUUGUUGCCUUUGAGAUGAUGGUUUCAAAGACAGGGACCAGGUCUGCAACCGCUCACAGUUAGUUGCCGUCCUCAAAGCAUCUUCCUUACAUUUUCCUAACUGCUUAUCCAGUUCAGGGUUUCGGGGGAGGCUGGGGCUUAUCCCAGCUGCUACGUACAGUUUGGAAAAUAAUUAUUUAAUCCACUGCGAAUUUGUAAGUUUGCUGAGUGGCUUGAGGUCUGCAGACUGGCUAAGCCACUCCAUGGACCUUAAAGUGCUUCUUCUUUAGCUACUUCUUUGUUGCCUUGAUUUUGGGUCAUUGUCAUCCAAGACCCAUCUUCAGUGCUCUGGCUGAGGGAAGGAGGUUUUCGUCCAAUAUUUUAUCUUACAUGGGCCCAUCAAUGCAGUGAAAUCAUCCUAUAUGCAUAGCAGAAGAACAGCCCCAAAGCAUAAUGUUUCCCCCUCUGUGCUUUACUGUGGAAAUCAUGUUCUUUGGGCCAUACUUGGCAUUUCUCUUCCUCCAAACACGGCAGGUCGAGUUGAUGCCAAAGAGCUCCAUUUUGGUUUCAUCUGACCACAGCACCUUCUUCCAAGCCUUCUCUGAAUCAUUUAAUUGUUAACUGGCAAGUUUUAGACGGGCCUGUACCCUGCAGGUGCUGCAAAAUUUCAAUCCAUUAUGGUGUAGUGUGUUACCAACAGGCUUACAGAUUCAUCAGGGGAUCAAAUAAUCAUUUCCUCUCAGUACAUUUGACUUUGGGAUGAAACUCAUGCAGACACAGGGAGCACAUGCAAACUCAUGCAAAGAACAGUCCCAGCCAAAUGGGACACCAUGCUGCUUACUGAAAGAAAAUGCUGACUUGUUUCCUCAGAUUUUGUGAUUUGGAAGUUCAGACUGUAAACAUAACUUUUGUUUGUUUACAGGAAAAUGCCUCCGGGCACAGUUGUUUUUUUUUGUUUGCAGAAAAACACAGCCUGGUUCCAGCAGGGUGUACAAGCAUGAUGUAAGAUUCCCACCUCUUUGUUUUCUAGGUAGUACUACAUUGAUUCAUAGAUUGUAGUACUGUAGGCAGGCCACUUUGGUCUUUUGAGACUCAUUUAGUACCUUUUCAAGGUGAUCUUAAAAUGAUAGAGUCAGCUGUUCCAUACAGACAUUUAAAUCUUCUUUGAGUAGACGUAUAACACCUUUUAUAGUCCACAAACUUUACCCGAGUCCUCCCUGGGUUUAGGCCUUGAAGCUGCCAGCGUGCCUGUAUUUACUGGGACUUGAGAGGACGGGCACAAACUUGUGCACACAGCACAGCUAUUGGCCUUAAAUAUGUCCAUUCUCUAUUUUUUUUUUCUUUGGAUUAACCUUCAUGCUGUUGGGUAUUACCAGAGAAAGUGUUAGUUUCAAAGUUGGCCUUCAAUCUUUAAUUUUCUUUAAAUGUCACGGGUCAGUCUUCACUUCUGGCUAUAGAUGAGGAGCUUGAGCUAGAUAGAAGACCACAAUAUUAACCAACUGAAAUAAAGCCAUUUAUGUGUAUAUAGUUCAAGUCCUUUGUAUUUAUUUAUAGUAAUGAAUGAGUACAAUAAAAAUAACCACACACUCUCAGAUAUACACUAUACCUGUUUAAUCCAGUUUGGGACAAUACUGACGUGUUGGUUGAAGUUUAAUGCUGAAACCUGAGAUGUACAACAGAUCUGCUGGCAACCAAUCAUAAACAAGCACCUGAGGAGUAGAGAUUCCUGAUAGGUCAUGCUAGCUCAGUCAGAUACAGGUACUGCUACAUAUGUGUGUCACUCUUGAUUUACUAUCUCUUGUAAACACCAAUGAGUGUAUGAUUUAAAAAAAAAAAAGUUUAAAAAAACCCCGACUUAGUACAAAUACAUGCUUGUAUGUAUGUAUGUAUGCAUACACAGGCUGCUGUAAGAAUCUCCCGAGGCAUGAAAUCCAUCUUUGUAGCAGUUCUUCUGGAUGCUUUGAUCCUGUUUGAUCUCAGAUGCAUUUCUCAGUUAAGCAUGUGAAUCCAGUUACUCCUAAGUAAUUCAUGGACGAAGAGUCAUCUCUCUCUAUACUUUGCACUCCCGUUACACUAUAUGGAAUCAGCUGUAAUUAAACUGGCGUUACUUCAAUGGGAGCUACCAUGUCUGUUUUUUCUGUCAAAUAAAUGUAUAUAUUGCAAUCUC